This is a messenger RNA of Dioscorea cayenensis subsp. rotundata (Guinea yam), 1122 nucleotides long. Its product is annotated as phospholipase A(1) DAD1, chloroplastic. Bases 1 to 1122 code for a protein of 373 amino acids. NCBI's taxonomy places the organism in Eukaryota, Viridiplantae, Streptophyta, Magnoliopsida, Dioscoreales, Dioscoreaceae. Gene Ontology annotation, biological process: lipid metabolic process. The transcript has a single exon. The record is from RefSeq and is a predicted model, not a curated record. Gene Ontology annotation, molecular function: glycerophospholipase activity.
AUGAUAUCUCCUGUGAGACUUACUUCUUAUAACUACUCUCCGGCGGCCACUCUCCGGCGACUCUCCCCUUCAUGUUCACAAACAAUCUCAACCUCAACCUCAACCUCAACCACAACCAACACUAAUCUCCGUUUAGGCAAUAGAUGGGUUGAGUAUCAAGGCACAAACAACUGGUCCGGUUUACUCGAUCCUUUAGACGACAUUCUCCGGUCCGAGAUUCUCCGCUACGGCCGAUUCAUCCAAAAUGCCUACACAAGCUUCACAGAAGACCCAUCAUCUCCAACGGUAACCGAAAUGAAUAAUUCCGGCUACCGUGUUACUCAACACCUCUAUGCCACCUCCGGCAUAAACCUCCCUGGCCGAUCUAGCUGGAUCGGCUACAUCGCCGUUUGCGAAGACGAGGAUGAGAUCUCUCGAUUAGGCCGGCGAGACAUCGUCGUCACCUUUCGUGGCACCGUCACACCUUUUGAAUGGCUUGAGAAUCUCCGAGCAGCUCUAACUCACCUUCCUUGUAACUCCGGCCCCAUGGUCGAGUCCGGCUUCUUUUCACUGUUCACUAAUCCAGGACCGGCGAGGAGAAGUCUCCGAGAUGAGCUCCGGCAUGAGAUUCGUCGACUGCUUGAUCUUUAUUCCGGCAAUGCCGAUUCAAUUCCGAUAAGCUUGACAUUCACCGGGCACAGUCUUGGUGCUGCGCUUGCCGUGUUAUCGGCUUAUGACAUGACCGAGACUUUCGAUGAUGCUCCGAUGGUCACCGUCAUGUCCUUCGGUGGACCACGAGUCGGCAAUGCGAGUUUCCGGCGACGGUUAGAGGAAAAAGGGAGUAAAGUUCUGAGAAUUGUGAAUAGCCAAGACAUAAUAACAAAAGUGCCAGGUUUUGUUUUGGAAGAGAAGAACACCGGUGAUGUCGGUGUGCCGAAAUGGUUGAUUUCGAAGACAGGUUGGGUUUACGCUGAUAUCGGUUGUGAGCUCCGGCUGGACGGUGACCGGACGGUGAAUGUGGCAGCUUGUCAUGACCUGAGUUUGUAUUUGAAGCUUGUUAACCAACUUAACAGUGUAUCUUGUUCGUGCCCCUGUCCAUUUGAGAGGGAACCUGGUUUCUGGCGCCCUUUCUCAACCACUUAA